Molecule: messenger RNA, 3243 nt
Organism: Helobdella robusta
Lineage: Eukaryota; Metazoa; Annelida; Clitellata; Rhynchobdellida; Glossiphoniidae
Exons: 15
Coding region: 184-1884 (566 amino acids)
Biological process (GO): pyrimidine nucleobase catabolic process
Cellular component (GO): cytosol
Molecular function (GO): dihydropyrimidinase activity
Source: RefSeq, a predicted model, not a curated record
AUUUAAACAAGUUCUAAAAUUACAAUAUUUGUUAAUUUUGAUAAUUUGAAAUCAAAAUUUUUAAAUUUUUUGCGUUAAUUUUAAUUGUUUGAUUUUUUGCGAUUGUUUCAAAUUGACUUGAAUUUCUCUAAAAAAAAUUUUGUCAUCUAAAAAUUUGCUCAAAUUUUUUUAUUAUGUCGACAGAUGCAGAAUUCUGCAAAAUCAACUCUUCUGAUAAAAGGUGGAAGGAUUGUGAAUGAUGAUUACUCUUACAUGGCAGAUGUUUUAAUUGAAGAUGGAGCAAUUGUGUGUAUAGAAGAGAGCCUUGCAGCUCCAAAAGGGGCAGUUUGCAUAGAUGCCACUGGCAAACUCAUUCUACCAGGUGCAGUUGACUCGAGCACUCACUUUGAUUGUGCCACACAACUUCCAUUCAGGUCCAUUGAUGACUUUCAAACUGGCACCAAGGCUGCUAUAUCUGGUGGGACCACUUUAGUUGCAAAUAGCAUUGAGCCAUCCGUGGACCAAUCAUAUUUGGAGGUUUUUGAUGAAUGGCAGAAGAAAUGUGAGAACAGCUUGUGGUGUGAUUGUGUCAUUCAAGUAGGACUCUCCUGGUGGUCUGAUGAGGUCGAGGCCCAAGUCGAAUGUCUGGUUAAGGAGAAGGGAGUUGCCUCCUUCUACAUACCUCUACGAACCACGUACAAUGACGAGGAACUUAUCAAAAUAUUUCACAAGUUGAAAUCUCUUGGUGCUGUACUUCAUGUCUACCCAUACAAUCAUCAGCUUGUGCAACUGAAAUGUGAAAGCUUGUUGCAUCAAGGAAUGUCGGGACCUGAAGCUUGGUUGAUUGCCUGCUCUGAGGAUAUUGAACUUCAGUCAAUCCAUCACUACAUCAUAUUGGCCAAUCAAGUUGGACUUCCACUGUUCAUCAAUUCUGUGACUAACACAAGUGCUGCCCAGUUGGUUGCUAUGAAUCGAGCCGAAGGUAAAAACGUAUUUUGCUCAAUGGAUGUUGCUUCCUUAGUUAAUGAAGAAUCCAAAUUGCUCGAUGCUGAUUGGAAGGUUGCUGCCCAUCAUCUUACUCUUCCACCGAACAGAUAUGAUCAGUACAACAGUGAACGAAUGAUUGGAUAUCUAGCCAACAGCAGCAUCCAGGCUGUAUGUUCAGAGCACAGAUCAUUCACUACAGAACAGAAGGCAGCUGGGAAGGAUAAUUUUUGUUGCAUCCCUGCUGGAGUGGCAUCCGUUCAGGAAAUGGUUCAGGCUCUCUGGGGCCUCACCGUGGGAUCUGGUAAGCUGGAUGCAUGCUGUUUUGCUUCACUAACUUCAUCCUUUCCUGCCAAAUUGUUCAACCUCUACCCAAAGAAGGGUCGAAUUGGUGUCGGGUCAGAUGCUGAUGUCAUCAUUAUGGACACUUCCAAGGAUCAUGAAUUCAACAAUGACAACAGAAUCACAAAAUCAGAUUUUAAUGUUUUUGAAGGAUUGAAGUUAUCUGGAAAGAUUGACGUCGUCAUAAAGUCAGGAGUGGUUGUUGAGAUGAAAAAGGAGGAGCCACAGCCAGUAAGAAGGAAUGGCGCAUACAUCAGGUGUCAACCGUUCUCCGAUGUGGCCUAUGGCAGGAGUUUGUCUAAGACGGUAUUCCAUUCAGUUGUGAGAGAGCCCUACGCCGGGCCAGUGAGUGGAGUUGAUGGGGAUGAUGGCAAGAACAAGGCCCCCUCAUACGCCGCGGGUCAAAGAUCAGACAACUUUUGUAGACCGCCAACGAAGAGUGGUGGGAGAAACAUGCAGGAUACCACACUAUCCAUCAGUGUCGAAGGAACGUAUGCCGACGACCCCGUGAAAUGUCAGAAGCUGGGUGGAUAUCGAGUUAACCAACCACCUGGUGGCAGAACCACCCAGUUUUGGUGAUCAUAAUCAUCAUCACUAUCACAUUUUACAUCAUCUUUAUCUCCAUUUUAUAAUUUUUAUCACCAUUAUGCUAAGUUCAUUGUCGUCAUCUUUACUUUCAUUAUCAACAUCGUCUGUUUUAUCACAAUCACCAUUCUUUUUAUCGUCAUCAUCUUCAUCACUAUCAAAUUUUCACUUAUUUUAAAGCAAAAUGUAACAUCCAUUUCAAAUAGCUUUAUAUUAAAAUAUUCUCUUUGUUGGAUUUUUAAUUUAAAUGUUAGCGUUUCAUUUUAAUGUAUUUUUCUUACAUCUUUUUUUUUUACAGAUUUUAUUAAUGAUUAUUUAGUUAUAUUUAUACACAAGUUUAGUAAUUUUUAAGCUCGCUGCUUUUAAAUAUAACAUAUUUUUAUAUAUUAAUUUUUUUCUUUUGCAUGCAUUACAAAUUUAUUAAAAUCUACAUAAUAAAGAUGAUGGUUAUUAUUAACUCUACAUAAUAAACAAUUUGGUUCUAUUCAUUUUUGUUGUUAAGAAUACCUCUAAGUCAUUUUUUAUAGAUGUGUUCUCGGCAUUUUUACUAGUUUUACUCCUUCAUUCGUUCAUUCAGGCUUUCAACCAUCACAAUAUUGCAAAAAUUAUCUUACCGACAGAAUGGGCCACGUUUUAUUAUAACUCCAUUAUAACAUUAGUAAUUGUUUUAUGGAUUCUUAUUUAAUGAACAAAUUUUACAUAUUUUAUAUUAUUUUUUAUACAAUCAUGAGCGUCUAAAGACCACUGGAUGUGAAUGUGUCUUGCUCUCAAGUGCUGUUAUGGUUGAAUUCACUUUUAUAUGAAAUUUUAAUUCUUUAAUUAAAAUCAUAAAUGUAAUUCAACGCGAUUUAUUCAAUUUAUAAUAUUCAAUUUAGUUGGCUUUACAUUAUACUAGAUCUAAAGAGUGUCGAAACCGACACACUUAAUCAUAAUUUUACAUCGUUAAAUUGUGCCUGGUCGAAAGAUGCAAGUUGUCUUAUCAUUUUUUAUAUUCCUCUGUGACUUCACAAAUUAUUUAAUUUUGUUCGUUUUAUUUUAGUUCUUACUGUAUAUUCGUUAUAUUCAAAAUUAUUUGAUAUAUUUUAAUUUUUGUCAGCUUUCAUCUCGUCUGAAAUAAGUUUUCAUUUUAAAUUUAAACUGUUGUUGACUAUCUAUUUCCUUCCAUUUUUCCCCUCAAAUUUUCUUUCAGGGUUGUGUUCAAAAAUUGUACUACAGACUCGGUUCAGUUCUUGUGCAUUUAAUUCAUUACUUUUACUAUAUUAGAUUAGUGGUUACUAUUUUAAUAAUUAAAUUGCGUAAUUAAAUUACAUGGUUCUGUUGAUUUAUUUCUUGAGCAAUAAAAAAACUGGAGGC